CCUCACUUUCACUGGGGGGCCUGCCGCCUUGCAGCCGCCUCACCAUGUGCACAGGGAAGUGCUCCCGCUUCGUGGGGCUCUCCCUCAUCCCCCUCUCCCUGGUCUGCAUCGUGGCCAACGCCCUCCUGCUGGUGCCUCAGGGCAAGACCACCUGGACAGACACCACCCACCUCAGUUUGCAAGUCUGGCUCAUGGCAGGCUUCCUCGGUGGGGGCCUGAUGGUGCUGUGUCCCGGCAUCUCAGCGGUUCGCGCGGGGGGCAAGGGCUGCUGCGGUGCGGGCUGCUGCGGAAAUCGCUGCAGGAUGCUGCGCUCCGUCUUCUCCUCGGCAUUCGGGGUACUGGGGGCCAUCUACUGCCUCUCGGUGUCUGGAGCCGGGCUCCGAAUUGGACCCAAGUGCUUAAUGGACCGCCGCUGGGACUACCACUUCCAGGACACCGAAGGCUCCUAUUUGCAGAACCGCACCCUGUGGGAUCUGUGCGAGGAGCCGACCGGCGUGGUGUCCUGGAACGUGACGCUCUUUUCGCUGCUGGUGGCCGCCUCGUGCCUGGAGAUCGUGCUGUGCGGGGUGCAGCUGGUGAACGCUGCCCUCGGCGUCUUCUGCGGCGACUGCAGGAAGAAGGGCUCCCCCACCUGAGGCUGCGCUUACCGCCCAGCUCGCUCCUGGAUGCCCGCCUGACCCACCCCGCCCUGGAAAUAAAACUUUGAACUCU
Messenger RNA from Neogale vison (American mink), 711 nucleotides. RefSeq names its product transmembrane 4 L six family member 5 (gene TM4SF5). The record is from RefSeq and is a predicted model, not a curated record. Gene Ontology annotation, cellular component: membrane. The coding region runs from base 45 to 635 and encodes 196 amino acids. The transcript is spliced from 5 exons. NCBI's taxonomy places the organism in Eukaryota, Metazoa, Chordata, Mammalia, Carnivora, Mustelidae.